This is a messenger RNA of Caenorhabditis elegans, 1457 nucleotides long. RefSeq names its product Zinc metalloproteinase nas-6 (gene nas-6). The coding region runs from base 283 to 1317 and encodes 344 amino acids. The transcript is spliced from 9 exons. Gene Ontology annotation, molecular function: metalloendopeptidase activity; zinc ion binding; metallopeptidase activity. Gene Ontology annotation, cellular component: extracellular region. Lineage: Eukaryota; Metazoa; Nematoda; Chromadorea; Rhabditida; Rhabditidae. Gene Ontology annotation, biological process: proteolysis. The record is from RefSeq and is marked reviewed.
GCUGGUGCUCCGCGCGCAAGGCGGACAGUACCCUCGCUUGCCCCUUAGUGUAUACACAUUUGACACGUGUCGUUUGAUUCUCUGUGCUCUGUAGGUGCUCCAACACUGACUCACUAACAUCUCUGUGAGCAUCCGGUCAUUCCGGUUGCCCUUCCCUGCUCUCUACUUCGUCUCUUCUUUUCCUCUUUCACCAGGAAUUGAAGGCUCUUGAAAGAACAUCGCAAGCUCUCACUUGCCUGUCUCUGUCUUUAACACGUCCCAGACGACAUUACCCCCACAAUUAUGCUUGACCACGUUUUGCUUUUAACCUACUGCUUAGUUUCAACUGUUGUCAGAUCUCAACCAUCGGCAGAUGUGUUUCGAAGCUUUGCCGGAUACAUUCCUGAAGAUCACAGGGUGACACAUCAUGAAUGGCAAAAUUCAGGGAAGUUUCAAGGGGAUAUUGAUGGAGUCGAUCCUAACCUUCUCAAGCUCCCAGAAGGUCCAGUGCUUUUCAAUGCAUUAAAAAACAAGCAGUUAACGUGGGAGGGCGGUGUGAUCCCAUACGAAAUGGAUACGGCAUUCUCACCGAAUGAAAUAAAAAUUUUGGAAAAAGCGUUUGACAGUUACCGACGAACAACAUGCAUUAGAUUUGAAAAACGAGAAGGUCAAACAGACUACUUAAACAUUGUAAAAGGAUAUGGGUGCUACUCUCAAGUUGGACGAACUGGAGGAAAACAGGAAAUUUCUUUGGGACGUGGCUGCUUUUUUCAUGAAAUAAUUGUACACGAACUGAUGCAUUCCGUCGGAUUUUGGCACGAACACUCGAGAGCUGAUCGCGAUGAUCACAUUAAGAUCAACUGGGAUAAUAUUCUGCCUGGAAUGAAGUCUCAAUUCGAUAAAAUUUCGGCAGUGUUACAAGAUCUUCAAGGAGAAAACUACGAUUACAAAUCAAUAAUGCACUAUGACAGCACUGCGUUUUCAAGAAACGGACGAAACACAAUAGAAACUGUAGAAAAUGGAUUCACACAGGUUAUUGGGACCGCUAUGGACUUGUCACCUCUGGAUAUUGUGAAAAUCAACAAACUGUAUUCGUGUAAAACUAAGAAGAAAGAGAAAGUAAAGCCUGCAACUACCGAGGAACCUCAUCAACUGAUUCCGCAAGUUGUGGAUAAAAAUUCGGUCGAUUCUGGAGAAAAAUGUGUCGAUCAUUUUGCGGAUUGCCCGCACUUUGCACAAUACUGUACCCGUGCUUCAUUUUUCUUUGUUAUGAAAUCGUACUGUCCAUUUACGUGUAAACAUUGUCCUGGUGAUCGAAAACUCAAAAAAUCGGGAUGAUCUUCUAUCUGGUGUUAUUUAUUUUGUUGCUUAUUGUUCCAUGACGUGUGUAUAAUGUAAUUCUGAAAGCCAAUUUUUUCAUUUUUUGAAAAUAUUUAUAUAAUUUAUACUUACAAUUAAAUAAAUUACGUUUUUGCCAA